Molecule: messenger RNA, 1923 nt
Organism: Pelagomonas calceolata
Lineage: Eukaryota; Pelagophyceae; Pelagomonadales; Pelagomonadaceae
Source: the annotation of a GenBank genome assembly
CGAAGAACGGCACAGCGAGCUGCCGGUACGCUGCCCCCCGUGCGGCAGGCGUUCGCUUCUAGCCGCACUCGGGCUUUCGGUAAGCCAGCGAGCGACAGCCCCGGUUCGGUUUCAGCCCACGCCCACCCCGGCUCCCCCCCGCCCACUCACAGAGCAUGGGGCUAGACCACGAGGCGCGCCUCGCGGCGCUCGAGGCCCAGCUCGGUCAACUGACCGACGCCUGCUCGCGACGCCGCCUCGACGAGCAUGCGGGCCACAUCGAUGAGACGGUUGUCGACGCGUUCUUCUUGCUCGUCGCGGCCGUGGGCGUCAGUGCAUAAAUCAAAUUUCGAGACGGACAAUUCACUGGUCGAUUUUUGCACAGGUCGGGGUUUUCUCGAUGCAGCAGGGCUUCGCCAUGCUGGAAGUCGGCUCCUGCGCGAAGGAUCACACGAAAGAGAUAUUGCUUAAAAACAUCAUGGACAUCGCCAUCGGCGCGGCGAGCUGGUGGAUCGUGGGCCACGCCAUCGCGAACGGCGACGACAGCUUUAGAAAUUCGGGCGCCAACGGCGUCUUCGGCACGUCCGGCUUUGGCUACAUCAACGCCGCGACGGUUGGGAAGCCGGGCUUUGGGGGGCAGGCGGAGUGGUUCUUCGGGCUGAGUUUCGCGGCGACGUCCGCGACGAUCGUCUCGGGCGCGAUCGCCGAGCGGUGCAACAUGAUCCCCUACUUCCUGCUGGCGUGCCUGCUGACGGCCUUCGUGUACCCGGUCGUGGCGCACGUCGCCUGGCACGAGAGUGGGCGGCUGUCCGCGUACCGGGACGAGAGGCUCGCGUUCGGCUGUGGGCUUCUCGAUUUCGCCGGAGGAGGGGUCGUACAUCUGACUGGCGGUGUCGCCGCGCUCGCUGCGGCGUGGUCCGUCGGGCCGCGGGACAACAAGUACACGUCGCGGGGUGACCCGGUGCCCAUGCGGCAACAGUCCGUCGUUUUGCAGGUCCUGGGCACGCUCACGCUCUGGCUCGGCUGGUUCGCCUUCAACGGCGGCAGCGUCCUGUCGGCCUCGCGGGCGGGCAUCGCGGCCCACUGUUGUUUUCUGUGUGGAAAUCAACCAGUGCGUCGGGCACCGACACCGCCACGCUAUCGAGCAGGCGUCGCGUCAAUGGCGCGGAGGACGAUGCGAACGCGCCGUAAAAUUUUGAUUUCCACACAGGUUGUUUUACUACGACUCUGAGCGGUGCUGCAGCGUGCCUCAGCACGGGCGUUUUUUUCUACGCGACGAAGCGGCGCGUCGACCCCGCGGCCGCCUGCAACGGAAUCCUGGCGGGCCUCGUCGCGAUCACGCCGGGCUGCGCGACGUCGAACGCGCUCGGCGCUAUGUUCACGGGCCUCGUGGCCGGGCCGCUCUACGGCGCGUCCGCGCACUUCGUGGAAUACAAGCUGCGCAUCGACGACGUCUGCAGCGCCGUCUCCGUGCACGCGACCUGCGGCAUGUGGGGCCUCAUCGCGGCCGCGCUCUUCGCAACCCCUCGGUACUACGACGCAGCUUACGAGACGAGUCGGGGCCAACGGUGCAUGGGCGCGUUCUACGGCGGCAAUGGCAAUUCGCUCGCCGCGGCCAUCGUAUUCAUCCUGCUGGACGCGGCCUGGGUCGCGGUCCCGGUCCUAGGCCUCUUCGCGGUCAUGAAGCGGACCUGCGGCGUGCGGUCGGACUUUGGGGGCCGCACUUCGGAUUCUGAGCUCGAUUCGUCGAAGCACGGGGACGUGAUCCUGCCCACGUCGGUCAAGAUGCCCGGCUCGGCCGAGCUGCGCGCCGCGGCGGGGUCGGACGACUCCAUCCUCGACGGCCUCGCGCCCGCGGGCGGCAUCUCCGAGGCCAAGUCCUGACCACGCGACCCCCUCCCCCCGCCACUGGCGGCAUUAUAAUUUGAAUUCUACUACCAGUAC